UUAAUCGUCGUCAUUCGUAGUAUUCAUACAUAGAAAGGUGCUAGAUUAGUAAGCGGGAAAUGACCCAGCGCGUGGCUGAGCGCGUGGCGGCACAACAAGUACGUUUCUGCGAAGCCGCACAGAGUUAAGCCCAAGCGGCCCAGCUUGACAUGUUUGGGCUUGAAAGAAAUUGAAAACAAGCUCGCGAGAAACCCGACAGCAGGUGAUUCCGUUCAAUCCCCAAGACUUGCGACUUGCCCGCUGAUAAGUCUGUGUUCGCUCAUUUGAUGCUUAUCAACAUUAAAUAACUGACAACUUGAUAGUAUCUGCGCCCGCGGCUCUGACCAUUGGCAGAAUUAUCGCAGUUCCUUGUUAUUGGGGGGCUUCCGCGCGAACAUGUUGCAAUCCUGUGAGCGGUAGUAGCAGACGCGUAUUAGAGCAGGCUAGGAGGAAGGGCCGGCCAGCUCUUCCUCCUCGGAGAGAUGGCGUCGGACGCGGACGUGCACCUCUCUUUCGCACCGGCGAUAGCGGGAGGCGAUGUUAUUCCGCUGACUCUAUUGAGGCGGGUACUGUCGAAAAUACCAGAGGGGCUUCCUGGGGUACCAGCUCCCGCACUCGACGAUGGCGCGGUGGGGGUACCUGCGGCGAGCGUCCAUCAACUCCUGUUCGCGGGGCCCGGCGUGCGCAGCCGGCUCUCUCUGCGCCAGCGUUGCUGGCUGCGUGAUGCUGUCAUGCAGCCACCCGCCUCAGAGUCCGGCUCGCAUGCGGCGGCAGGCGCUGGCGGCCCGUCCCCAACCAAGCUCCCCAACGGGCCUACCGCAAAUGGCUCCCCAGCAGCCAACGGGGCCACCGCCGUGGACCGCAGAAACGGCGACGGCGCCUGCCGCAUUAGCGCCGCCGCCGCCAGCGGCAGCGCCGCAGCCACCCUCGGCAGCCCGUCGCGGCUGGUGUGGCUGUGGCGCGUGGCCAUGCCCAACGCGCGCAGCAACUACUGGGCCUCCAGCUUCAAGCCUCUGGAGGGCUUCGUGGAGUUCCCAGCGGAGUGGCUGGGCCGGGCGCUGGCGCUGCCCGCCGCCUCUAAGGACGAGGUGCGCGCCGUCAACGCCUGCCGCGACGCGCUGCUGGCGGCGGCGCACCACGGCGACACGGACGCACUCACGCUGCUGGCGCGGGACAGCAAGCACUUCCGGCAACACACGCUCUCAAACGGCGGCGCCGGCCGCGAUCUCGUCCUGGCCGACCUCACCUGGGCCUACAUGCGCGGCCUCGUGGAGCGGCCGCUGCUGGUCUGGAUGUUCGCACCCAGCCCCUCACACGCCGCCGCUGCCGAAGACGACACGGCCUCGGCCGCGGCGGGCUCGCCCGACGGCGGCGGCUCGUGGCCGCCGGGGCCCUUCGCGGACUGGGCGGCGGGCAGUGACGUGCCGCUCCUGGCGGCGGCGGUGUGCCACAAGUGGGCAGGCGAGUCGGAGGCGGCCACUGAGGCGCUGCUGGACUCCCUCGCGGACCUUGGGUUUGGCUUCCAGCCCAGCGGCCGCACCUUCCUGGCGGCGGUGCGGCAGCUGGCGGAGGGCGGCGUGGGCGAGGUGUUCGUGCGCUGGCUGUUGGCCAGAAGCUGCCCCGUGGGGCCGGAGGGCUGGGCCUACGUCUCUGCCGUGGGGCUGGGCGCGUACGGCGGCCGUGCCGAGGGCGAGCUGCCCGACCUCAACCCCCGACAGCGCAAAACCCUGGACACGCUCGAGGCCCUGGGCGCCCCCGUGCGGGCGCCCGCGGGGUCGCACUCCGCCCACAACUCCCCCGGACACGGCUCUCAGCCGCAACCCGGCUCGCCCGUGCAUCCCCUGCAAGCGUCCCAUCCGCAUCUGAAGGACCCCGCGUCGGCGUCGCACACGCCGCCGUCGCCACGCGCGCCACGCACGCCCACGCUCUCGCCGCCCUCGUCCUCCGCGCCCUCCACCUCGGCGCCCGGCGCUCUCUCCUCCGCCUCAACGGCGGCGCCGCAGCGCAAGAGCCCGCUGGGCUGCUUCGGCCCGUGCUUCGGCGGCAGCGCCGCCGUCAUUGACGCCGCCACCGCAGCCGACCUUGAAGCCGGCGCCGCCAGCCCGCGGAGCGGCGCCAGCGGUGUCACCGUCGGCGCCGCCGGUAGCGCCUCGGCGAAGCGGAGCGGCGGCGGCGCAGCCGCCGCCGCGGCUGCUGCUGCAGGCGGCGCCUCCGCCACUGCUGUUACCGGCGGCGGCGGCGUGUCGGCGGCCCUGGGAGCGCUGCUGGAGUCGCUGCCAGCAGACUGUUUGGCGGUGGGCGGCCCCAGCGCGCGGCCGGGCCGGGCGUUCGGCGGGCUGCGAGCGCUGGUGGAGCAACUGGCCGUGUACAAGACCGCGCAGGCCGUGGCGGAGGCGGUGUCGGCGGCGCGCUCGGCGGAGGCGCACUCGGCCGAGGUGCUCUCCUGCUGGGAGCGCGCGCAGGACGGCCUGGACCGUGGCAACAACAUGGCGGCGCACGUGGACACACAGCGCGCCGCCGCUGCCUGGGAGUCCCUGUGCCGCGACGCGUCGGCGGCGCACCACGCCUCGCUGGCGGCGGCGCGCAGCGCCAGCGCCGCCGCGGCCGGCGGCGCCGGCGCCAGUGAGGAGGACGAGGAUGACAUGGUGGUGGCGGCGGAGGCGGCGGAGGCGGCGGCGCACGCGCGCAAGGUGGCGGAGGAGGCGGGCCAGGCGGCGGCGGAGCAGGCGGUGAAUGCGGCGGCGCCGCCGCCGCACCUCGUCCGCGACCCGGCCACCAUGGCGGCGCUGGCGGCGCAGCAGCACCAGCAGCAAUACAUGGGCGGCGGCGGCGGCGGCGGCGGCGGAGCUGGCGGCGGCGGACAGCAGCGCACGGCGGCAUUUGAGGCGGCGUCGCUGGCGGCACAGGAGGCCACGCGCGGCAUGUUCCUUGGCGCCGCCGUCGGCAGCGGCGCCGCCGGCGGCGGCAACCGCGGCGCCGCCAUGGAGCGGAUGUGGGCCGCCGCCAACGGCGACUGGGAGACAGUGGCGGCGGGCGAGGGGCCAUUCCACCACCACGGCCAGCACCAAGGCGGCGGCGGAGGCGGCGGCGGCGGGGGCAUGCCUGCAGACACGCCCGAGUUUUACGGCAUGGAGGGAGAUGAGGGCCUCGGCAUGGGCGGGCCGCACAGCGGCGGGCCAGGCGACCCCAACGUUGUCGGCGGCGGCGGCGGGCCUGGCGGCGGCGGACAUGGCGGCGAGCUGGCCGGCGGCGGCAUGGGCGGCAGCGGCGGUGGCGGCAUGAUGGGCGGCGGCGACGGCAUGGGUGGAAUGGGCGGCGGCCACAUGGGCUUCGACCACAUGGGCGGCGGCGGCGGCAUGGGCGGCGGCGGCAUGGGAGCAAUGGGCAUGGGUGGUGGUGGUGUGGGCGGUGUGAUGGAGGAGCACUUGGGCUCAGACGGCGAGGAGACAGGCGGGCCCGGCAGCGGCCUAGGCAUGGGCAUGGGCGGAAUGGGCAUGGGCGGCGAGUACGGCGGGGGCCACAUGGGGCAACCGCUGCACAUGGGCGGCGGCGGUGGCGGCGGCGGCGGCCCGAUGGGGCAAGGGUACGGCGGCAUGGGGGGCGGCGGGUACGGCGGCGGUGACGGCGGGUAUGGCAGCCCAGCUGGCCAUAUGGGCGAGGGCGGGUAUGGCGGCGGCGACAGCGGGUACGGCGGCGGUCCAGGUGGCGGCGGCGGCGGCGGCAUGAUGGGCGGGCCGCCCGGUAUGGGCAUGGCCCCCGUACAGGAGGCGGGCGGCCCGGGCAGUGGCUACGGCGGGCCCGGCAGCGGUUACGGCGGCGGGCCUGAGAGUGCCGGCUAUGGCGGUCAGGGCGGCUCAGGCAGCGAUUACGACAACCCAGGUAGUGGGUACGGCGGCGGCCCAGGCAGCGGGUACGGCGGGCCGGGCAGCGGGUACGGCGGACCGGGCAUGGAGGGCGGCGGGCCGGGCACUGGCUACGGCGGCGGGCAGCAGGGAGUGCAGCAUUACUGAGCGCUGCUUGCUGUGCGGCUCGGAUAGUCCCGCCAGGUUGCGCCCAGCAGUUGGCAAAGCGCAGUACUGUUGGCGGGCGAUUGGCCACGGCGCCGUGUGUAGCCGCCGCGCGGCUUUGGCUGGGUCGUGAUAUAGGGUGAGGAACUCCACAGAAUAGUGAAGUAUGAGCGAGCACAGAUACGGGUAUGCGGGCACAUUGGGAUUGUGUUCGCGGUAAGCAUCGGCAUCGCCAUCAGCAUCGAGCGCUGGUGCACCGGCUGUUGUGCGGAGGGUGCCGGACAGGACAGAAACGGCUCUGGUGUGGGCGUGUGUAGGUUUGCAUAGCACGUGAGCGGAGUGAGUGAGCAGCAAGAUGCGGUUCAGACCCUGAAAGCUUUCAGCCGGGUCAGCAGGGAGCUGGCAAGCCAUUUCGCUUGGUAGCAGAUCAAUGUCAUGUGUAAGGUUCUUUUGGAUAGGAGCUGAGUGUGACGGAGGCGGGCGUGUCUUGUGUGGGCGUGGGCGUUAUGACGACGCAGGCGCAAGACGCCUGCGCAUGCAUCGAGGCGGAGGGAAUUAGCAGUUGGUACCGCAUGCGACACAGGUUGGAUGCUUGCUUUCGGCAGCCAGGGCGUUUCCAUCGUGGUGCUGGUCUUUCCGCAUGCCUGCGGUGCGCCCGCUGCCCAGUAAGAGGCUGUGCAUGAGUGUUGUUGAGGUGCAAUACCAAUAAAUAAUGCGCGCGACGCGCCGAUGCGAUGGACACAACUAGGCCACAAGGCAUGAAGGGGGCGGAUGCACGGGCCGUGGCGGCGUGGCCGCACGAUGGCGCCACAGCUAGGAGCACGAGGGUCGGGGGGGGGGGGGGCGGGGUUGCGGCCUGUGUGGGCUUUGCAGGUCGGCACGGCCGGAGCAAACGGCUGUGCAGGCAUGCACUUGAAUGUUUGCAGGAGCCUGGCCCUCAUACGCUGCCACCGUGUAGCUACCUUGCAGUCAGGAAGUGUCCGGUGGAUUGCUAUGCACAUGGCUGCUGUGAAGCACGCUGCAUAAUGGUUUGAGUUAGGACAUGAGUACGCUUUUUUGCCGGCCGGCCUGUUGUUUGCGGAACGGUGGCGGGGCCUGUUCUUGGUUCAGAUGCGCAUGAGGGUCGUCACGCCUUGUCUACGUUACCGCGGGGGUUUGGCUGUCCCUUGCGGUGUCAUUGCAGUAGGGUUCGGGGCGGGGGAGACCGGGGAGGAAGUCGGGCAGGGGUGAACGCCGAUGUUGCAUGCAUGCGGUGUUGAGCACCAUGCGUGUCAAUGAGAUGAGCCAGCAGUGAGGUGUGUGCAGGAGCACAGGGACGUGUGUGUCGUCGCAGCACAUGUGCUUGUGCGGCGGGGUGGCGUGAGCUGUCCAGAACUUGUGCUAUGGCCGUGAGCGUGGUCCCGGCUUGCAUGCUGUGCACUGUCCACGUACUGUCAUGGUGAGGGUAUCCUGGCAAAGAGUUUAAGCAUCGGGUGAUCGGGAAGUGUGAUCGAGUGUCCCCGGUCGCCCAGCGACGGUGCUGUGGCCACACUGGCUGAGGACACGCAAGGCGUCCGGAGUAAGGUCGUAAGGAAUGCGCGCAUCUGCACUGUAACCGCGUGCCCUC
This is a messenger RNA of Chlamydomonas reinhardtii, 5592 nucleotides long. RefSeq lists its product as uncharacterized. NCBI's taxonomy places the organism in Eukaryota, Viridiplantae, Chlorophyta, Chlorophyceae, Chlamydomonadales, Chlamydomonadaceae. The transcript has 5 exons. Bases 462 to 3989 code for a protein of 1175 amino acids. The record is from RefSeq and is a predicted model, not a curated record.